AUGAAAGCUGCUAAGAAAAUAAAAGUGGUAGACACAAAGGAGGAUGAUGAAGGUGAAAAACCAUCAGAACCUCCUAAGAAGUCUGCCAAAAAGCCCCUGCUUUCCAAGAAGCCUGCUCUUAAAUCUAAGAAACGAGCAGUGCCUAUAUAUGAGGAGGAAGAAGAGUCUGAAGAAGAGCAGACAGAGAUAAGCCAGUCUGAGACUUCUCCUACAGAGGAGAGUAGUGAGACUGAGCCAGAGGAAAAGCAGCCGAAAAAGAAAAAGAUUAAACCAAAGAAAAAGAAGAAAGUUGCUAAGAAAAUAAAAGUGUCAGAGGAGGAAGAAGACUCAUCUUCUUCAUCUUCCACUGAGGAGGAAGAAGAAGAAGAAGAAGAAGAAGAGGAAGAACCUCCCAAAAAGUCUGUCAAAAAGCCGAAGCCUCCCAAGAAGCCUGUGCGUAAAUCUAAGAAACGCGCAGAGUAA
This is a messenger RNA of Xenopus tropicalis (tropical clawed frog), 462 nucleotides long. RefSeq lists its product as uncharacterized. The record is from RefSeq and is a predicted model, not a curated record. The coding region runs from base 1 to 462 and encodes 153 amino acids. The transcript has 4 exons. Lineage: Eukaryota; Metazoa; Chordata; Amphibia; Anura; Pipidae.